This is a messenger RNA of Dothidotthia symphoricarpi CBS 119687, 437 nucleotides long. RefSeq lists its product as uncharacterized. The record is from RefSeq and is a predicted model, not a curated record. The transcript is spliced from 3 exons. NCBI's taxonomy places the organism in Eukaryota, Fungi, Ascomycota, Dothideomycetes, Pleosporales, Dothidotthiaceae. The coding region runs from base 97 to 363 and encodes 88 amino acids.
GUUCCAUUGGCACGUGAACGGCGUGCAUGUCAAUCGUACUCGAUAGAUAGCUGCCGACGGCGGAAACACUGCCCAAAAGAGGACAAGCCUCACGGAAUGAACUCCAGCAACUUGCGUACUCCGAGUUCCCCUUGUCUCCAAUUUCUCUUUCACCAUUUAUUAUUUUCUUGUUCGUAUCGUAUCCAGGUAACGAGAAAAGGGCUUCUAAUCAAUCGUCAUCCUACCUCUUUGUCUUCUAUCAGUCUUUCCACGCAUGCCCCUAGGCUACCCUUAAUGCGCAAGGUUUUGUAUUUCGCAGCCUCGAACAUAGUCCCUAAUCUGAUUUUUGAUCGAGAAGCAGAAAUCCCCAUUCAAGAUAACUGAACGCAAUCAAAUCCCUGGUCACCAUUCUGCUAGGGACCUUGAACAGUUAUUCGCGCUUGCACAUCAUCCGGAUG